AUGCAAGCCCAUUUUUAAGAGAAGGAAGCUCUAGCUGACAUCUUUGGUCAUAUAAAAGAUGUAGAUGAGCAAAUUUUUGGUGCCAUAUUAGAAAAAUUAAGAAGGGAAAAAGUUUAAGACAUCAUUGGAUAUCUUUCAGAUAACAGGAAUCAAAGCCAAUUAGAAUCAUGUACCUUAUAUAAAGGAGUUGAUAUCACCCAGGCUGAUAAAGAAUAGAAAUUGUCUGUUGUUAGAAAUGAUAUCAAAAAAAUCACAGAAGUCUUAAGAAAAUUAAAAGACCAUGGCUUCAAUAAGGUAGACUAUUCCUCUGAAGUAAAUGAUGAAUCCACAUAAAGUUUAAUUAAUAGUAUCAAGGAUUAUAGAUGGAUCUUUGAAUUUCUGUAUUUUUUAGUUCACCUCACAUCCAUAGAUGAAACUUUGAUAUAAUGUGGGUCUAAUUCAUUACAUUUAUUAGUUUAGAUGAAAGUAAACCUUAGAAAAAAAAAUUUUGAAAACAUAAAUUUGUAAAAUACUUCUUUAGUUGGAGCUAAUUUUUUUAAGUGCAAUUUUAGCGGAUCCCAAUUCUAUAAUGUUAACAUAAGUGGAAUAAAUUUGAAUAGAGCAUUAUUAAUUAAUUGUAGAUGGAAAGAAUUAAGAAUUAAUGAACUAAAUAAAUUAAAUGGUCAUACAGGAUUUGUGUAAUCAGUUUGUUUCUCUCCUGAUGGGAAUACAUUAGCUUCUGGUAGUAGUGAUAACUCUAUUCGUCUUUGGGAUAUCAAAACAGGAUAAUAAAAAGCCAAAUUAGAUAUUCAUAGUACAAUGGCUUGGUCAAUCUGUUUCUCUCCUGAUGGAAAUACAUUAGCUUCUGGUAGUGUUGAUAAGACUAUUCGUCUUUGGGAUGUCAAAACAGGAUAAUAAAAAGCCAAAUUAGAUGGUCAUACUACUGAAAUCUUGUCAGUCUGUUUCUCUCCUGAUGGAAAUACAUUAGCUUCUGGUAGUAAUGAUAAGUCUAUCCAUCUAUGGGAUGUAAAAACAGGAUAAUUAAAAGCCUCAUUAGAUUGUCAGUGUAAUUAAGUUUGGUCUGUCUGUUUCUCUCCUGAUGGAAAUACAUUAGCUUCUGGGAGUAGUGAUUGGACUAUCCGUCUAUGGGAUGUCAACACAGGAUAAUAAAAAGCCAAAUUAGAUUGUCAUUAUGAUGCUGUUAAAUCAGUCUGUUUCUCUCCUGAUGGAAAUACUUUAGCUUCUGGUAGUUAAGAUAAGUCUAUUCUGUUAUGGGAUGUCUAAACAAGAUAAUUAAAAGCCUCAUUAGAUGGUCAUAGUAAUUAAGUUUGCUCAGUCUGUUUCUCUCCUGAUGGAAAUACAUUAGCUUCUGGUAGU
Messenger RNA from Paramecium primaurelia, 1356 nucleotides. NCBI's taxonomy places the organism in Eukaryota, Ciliophora, Oligohymenophorea, Peniculida, Parameciidae. The record is from the annotation of a GenBank genome assembly.